This is a messenger RNA of Haliotis rufescens (red abalone), 6923 nucleotides long. RefSeq names its product voltage-dependent calcium channel gamma-5 subunit-like. Lineage: Eukaryota; Metazoa; Mollusca; Gastropoda; Lepetellida; Haliotidae. The transcript is spliced from 5 exons. Gene Ontology annotation, biological process: transmission of nerve impulse; regulation of AMPA receptor activity; neurotransmitter receptor internalization. The record is from RefSeq and is a predicted model, not a curated record. Gene Ontology annotation, molecular function: channel regulator activity; voltage-gated calcium channel activity. Gene Ontology annotation, cellular component: postsynaptic density membrane; AMPA glutamate receptor complex. The coding region runs from base 1353 to 2087 and encodes 244 amino acids.
CAGAGAUAGCUCGCAGUUUUCCGAGGUGUUUUGUGAUGCUAAGAAUAGUUUCAAGAACCCCUGGGGUCUGACAUGGAAUAAACCAAGAGAAAGGGUAGAACCGAGAUGUGAGACCAUUUUCCAUUCUCACCAUUUCGUUCCUACAGCAAAUGGACGGUUAAUUUAAUAAUCUCCCUUUAACGCCUGUACAGCGAGGAAUCUCCCUUAAUUGAAAGAAAAAAGCUUCUCAACAAAUGAGGAAUUCAUGGGACUGAUCCAUACUUGGUGCCAAACUGGUAAAGCCUAUUCUUGAACGGGGCAUUCCGUUAGCAGAGACGAGAUGCGUUGCUAGGAAUGGAACAGAAGACGCAUGAACACUGAGUUAGAGUACAAAAGGGGAUAUUUCAUCGCUGCUCCUUGUUUUCCGCUCGCGAGUUUUCAGAGAGCUUAGACAGAACAGAGGACCGUCCGUCCUGGUUUAAAUGGUCCUCAGAAAGCUCCCUGCCACUACGCCUGCAUUUGGUGGUAUGUGAAUAGAUGUCCUUGAGGUAGUUUUCAAGAAGAAUUUGCUCUCCAAGGAUGAAAGGAAUAGCUCCAUGAAGAGGAAUCGGAUUCUAUCGUUCCAGCAAACAAGUAAUCAAGCUUAGAACAGCAUCAGCGAGAACAUGUUUACUUGAGAAGGCCUUUUAUAGCAACCUUAACGCAGUUUCUAGCCCUGAGAUACACAGCUAACGAUCAACAAUGUAUACACGUGAUUCAAGAGUUGUCUACAUGAACGAAUUAUUCAAGGAAGGCUAACAAAGUUUGAGAACAGAUUGGCACGUUACAUACCAGCAAAUCAAUCUGUCCAAUUCCAAGGCCAUUUUUGGUUGAACGUGCUUGCAAAAGUGUAUAUUCGGUAUCCUGACUUUUGAGGGAUGCUAGAUUCAGACAAGCCCUGACUGGAGCGAUGUCCACAGGGCAUACUGGAAGAUAGGGCGGUGAUUGCUUUUUAUAUCCACCUCACUACCAGAUAUGGGUUGAGUGCUGUGUUUGAAUGAUGGUAACUGCAUCAUCAAUAUUCGAGAUGUUCGUGAACUAGAACAAGACGUAAUAUUUAGUGUGUCAAAUGUUGUGAAGUCAACCAACGACAUUUUAUUUACAGACGUUUCUUACCCUCGUGCUUCCUAAGGAUGAAUGUGGAUUUGGUGCCUGGUCAUUGAUGGACUGAUUUAUCAACCUAUCCAUUUUUAACAAUGAAGACCUUUCGCCUGAAAGCAAAACGGAAGCCAAUGGUUGAUUACUAAUUAUACUGAACUCCGGCAGGUUCAUGGGUCUGUAUAUCUCUCCAUCUUGCUGUGUACGCGUCCUUUCAUUAUUCAUUCAGGAGAAACAUGCGUUGUAAUAUACACGUUUUGACUUCUCUAACAUUCGUGUUCGGAGCUAUCACUGUGGGAUCGCUGUGUCUGUCUGUGUCGACUGAUUGCUGGCUGUUAACCAGAGAACACAUCAAACCUACUGACGGAGAAGGAAAGGUUAUAAAAAACGCCUCUAAAUUUUGGCUAGAGACAUGGUCUGGAUUAUGGAGAUAUUGUUUAAAGAAUGAAUUACUUGAAGCCGCCAUGUGUUCCUCCAUUAGCUACCAAGUCAGUAACGAAGGACGAGAAAAUCAGGCAGAAACGACCAUGACGAUCAUUGCCAUGCGAGGAUCGGUACCUCUACCUGUCACAGCGUUAUUCUUGGCCUUAUUUGCCGCCAUCCUGAACGUCAUGGGGAGCAUCCACUCCGAUGUGAAGACGUUAGUGUGUGCUGUAUUUUACGUCCUAGCGGGGCUUGCUCUUGCCGUUGGGAUAAUCCUCUACAUCUCUGCAAUAAACGACGAAGUCGGCUACCGGGCGAGCUCCAAGAAAGAGGCUGGGGGCUUCGAAUAUACUUACGGGUGGUCUUUUUUCUGUGCAGGAAUUUCAUUUAUGUCCUCCGAGAUAGCGGCUGUGAUUUCUGUAACUCUAUAUCUCCGGCGCAAUGCUAAAGUGGAGGACAUGAUCCGGAUUAUUCCAGGAUUAGAGGAAAAAGUGGAUUCUGACAUAUCGAAGGAAGAAGGCAUAAACAACCAAACCAUAAUCCUGUGAUUGUUUCCGUUACCGGAUUUAUGGUUUACAAGUGAUAACCUUUGUCAUUUUCAAUAAGUUGUAGCAGUAGAGUCGACUCAUUAAAUGAGGUUAUGUAAUACGUUGUGGCAUAAUGAUCAAUGUUUACACGAAAACCCAUUUGUUUCCACUAUGUUUCUAAGACGUUUGAUCAACGGUAUAGAUGAAUCAUCCGCUUCAAACGCUAAAUGCGACGGUAACUGUUUACACGUGCUGUUAUCAUUUCCUAUUGAAACAUAAUGUGACAAAUGAAUAUUGAUUAAGUAUUAUUGAUUAAGCAUUAUUAUUAAUUAUUCUAAGCAUUUGGGUGCCGUAUAAAUUUCGAUUUUCUUAACUUUAACACAUACCAAAACAAAUGAUGUAUGUGGCUGACGAGUGUCCAGCUUCGCAUAUAUUUCUGUUGGAGGAUAAUUCUGGAGGAUAGUAUUAAAUAUAGGCACAAAAAUUAUUAUUUUGCAUUAUUAGAGUAUCGUUAGAAUCACAUUACUAGAUCUAUCAAAAGUAUAUAAUUCACACAUACAUAUUUUCCGAAUAUAAUAAAUUACACUGUCAAUGGAACAUUCUCUCAUUUUGACAUGAAGGUGUACAGAUGAUAAUCAUUUGAAUCUCCGUGUAUUGUCGUCAUGUCUGUUCGCAUUCUAGACCGGCUUUUUUAAGCGUAGUUGUGUAUGGAUGAACUAUGCUUCAUCCACGAUCUAAUAAGAUAUGCAAUUGUAUAUAAACAUGCUUACCGUGUGAGUUUCCGUCAGUAGAACGACUCAGUUGUAUACCACAUAGCAGGACAUUGUUUUAUCUUCUAUUCUAUUUACAGCAAAGUACGGUAAUAACGAACACGCUUAUAACGAACUGACGGAUAUAACGAACUAUUUUUUGGUCCUGUCUAUUUGCUGUAUAUAUUCCGUACAUUAUCUUAUAGUGAACUACGGUUACAACGAAUUAUAAUUAGUGGUCCCUUUGAGUUCGUUAUAGCCGUAGUUUACUGUAUUGAAUACUUGUGUGUGAAUACUUGUGCCAAAUGAAACGUGUACGCUUGCAUUCUUGUCUAUUUCAAACAGCUACAGGGGCGGCCGGGUAGCCUAGUGGUUAAAGCGUUUGCUCGUCACGCAGAAGACCCGGGUUCGAUUCCCGACAUGGGUACAAUAUGUGAAGCCCAUUUCUUGUGUCCCCCACCGUGAUAUUGCUGGAAUAUUGCUAAAAGCGGCGUAAAACCAUACUCACUCACUCUUACAGCUGCAUAUGUCACAGUUAAAUGGAAGACAUUUUAUCUCAAAUGUGUAGGGAGUACACUGUCAAUACCACAAUUGAGAACCUGUCCAUCACAUACAUUUACAUAGAUCACAGCUGAAAAUAUGUUAACACAUAUUUGUAUGCGCUACAGCUUUUUAUAUCACAAUUGAAAGUGACACAGUUGGAUUGCAUACUUGUUUAUUAAAUACUGUAUGAAGCAGCGUUUAUAGUUACACAUUCUGAUUCAUUUAUUUGUACGAAAGUUGCUGUAUAUAUCACAGCUGAACUUAUGAAACAUAUUGAUGAUACAGCAACACAAUAGAUGGGUGAAAAUCAGUCAUUAAUCUCUUCUCAUCAGACACUGACACAGUUUUAUGACUUACGUGUGCACAUCACACAGAUGCAUGUCAGUAAGGUCAAUGCCAUCAACUGUUUAUAUAUCACUUAACACACUUAUAACACAAAUUAGAGUAAGACAUGCACUCAUAUUGCUACCUAAGGUACAUAGUUGCACAUAUGUGGUAUACAACUGGGUAUCGUAUGGCUCCUUUUCAGUUGUGUGUUAAACAACUGUAUAACAGUUAACCUCGUAGGUAAGAUACAAAAACCAAACUUAAAACCUGUUCUUGCCGCAAAUAGAUGAAAAGUUCAGGCAGCGCAAAUCAAUAUUCACUCACGCACUUUAUGAUGUUGAAAUGUUCUUGUGCAGGCGGUGUACUAAUAGCUGGAGAAUUGUGUUGUUCAAGUCAACAACGUUUGCGCAACACAAAUGUGCCAACCAUAGUUUAACUAAUGAACGGUGAUGGAUUUGAAUAAGCAAUGCCUUUCAGAUAGGGGUUACAUGUAACAUGUGUUAUAUUUGGGAUUACAUCUUCUCAGUAAAGUACAAAUUCUAAUACAGAGAUGGCGUAAUCCUAAAUAUGACAUGUGUCACCUUUUGGCUACAUUCUAAAAGGCAUUGUCUGUUCAUUGUGUUCAUCCAUGGGAGCCGUGCCAAUUCACACGCAGGGUACGUGAUCUGAGACUACCAGUUGUUGGACUUUCAUUUUUUUGGAAGCCUCGGUGGCUGAGUGGGUUGGGUCGCUGACUUGUGCUGGCGAUUGGUGCCCACACUUUCAGAGUCUGGGUUCGAAUCCCGGAUGGGUCUCCAUCAAAAUUCGUAUUAGAAUUUGUAGUUGGUAAGAGGGAAUAAUCCCAAAUUUAACAUAUGUAAUAGUUGAUUAAGGUUUCAAAGGAAGGGAACUGUUAUUUACAGGAGGGAAAAAUUGUAUGUGGUAACAUUUAGUUCAAUUUAGGGUCCCUCGAGAGAAUCAUGAACAAAAUUGACAAUUUUUUCCCGAUGCUCGCCAAAAAGGGCCAUACAUAGGUAGGCUCAUCGGUAAUUAUGAAUGAAACAACUGUCCCCAAACAUUCACCCAUGGAAUAUAUCCAAUGUUUUUAAAUAUCGAUAUGGACGCGGUGUACAACUGUGGAUGCCGUUUAGAGGAUAUAAGUACUGGGACUGUUGGGUGUGAUGCACAUGGCUUGCACCAUCCGAGUUGGGGUCAAACUGUAGAACUAUAUUCACGUAAAUGGCAUAUUUAUCAACCGAGUAAACAUGCACAGUGGACUGUGCUAGUAAAACCACGCACAUCAGUAGACUAUAUCACAUCAGUCAGCACUAAAAAUCUGUUCUGCUCAAACUACCACCAUGACUUCCAAUUCCUGUGUCGAGACAGUCGACUUUAGCAACGCUAAUCCCGUUAGGAACUAUUUACGUUUCUUACGAAAAGUGGUAAAAGUUUGAUAAUAUUAUUUAUUUGGAGUCAGGGAGAAAAUAUAUGCAGCUUCUCUUCUUUUCAACAUUUUACUUCACAUGCUACUCUGAAUCAUUUUUUUCUGAUACGCUGCGAAUGUUGAACUCGCAGCCGCUGCUAUGUUUUAUGAUAACCGUUGCAUGUUUCAAGAUCAUAUACAACACCACUCUGUUAUGUCACUGUUCUCAGCUAUCGGACCUGUCACAAAGUCACGGCAUGAACGGCUUUGUAAAGUGGCAUUUUGACGUUACAACUGAUAGAAGCAUUGUGUUCUGUCUCGACUUUAACUAUUGAUUGGUGUUCAUCGCAGAUGAAAACAACCGUGAUCAAACUUACCCAGCUUCUUAUGACGUUCACAUUGGAGUUUAUUCAACAUCAUCCUCGAUUAGACAGGGUAUUAUUAUUUUUAUUAUGACAAAUGUACUUUGCACCAAUUCGCUACCGUGUGGGAGUGUGGUUUACGCCACUUUUACCAAUACUCCAGCAAUAUCACGGCAAUAUCAUGUUACACCAGAAAUGGGCUUCACAUAUUGUACCCAUAUCGGGAAUUGAACCCGGGCCCUCGACGUGACGAGCAGACACUUUAACCACUAGACUACCCCACUGUCCUUAGCUUGUUCUAAGCCCGAUUCCAACUACGUGUCGAUAAUAAUAGCCGUCCAAUCAAAUUACAGUCAUGAGCGAGAGAAAUUCUAUGCUAAAUGGUGACGGAAACUUCCGAAACGAAUCUACGGUAGCGAAUGGGUCCGGCGUGUUUUAUCAUUAUAAAUAUAAAGCUCUGGAUAAUCGAGGAUGCAAAAAUGACAGUGAGUCAAAAUGACCACAAAAUAUUUUGGUAACUUAAGAUCGUAUGGUUAUAUUUCAAACUUUAAAUAUCAUGUAGUGCAGUUAGUUUAUAAAUAUUGCUUCAUACAUUAUGUGUUAAAAGUUUAGUGAAGUCAGAUUAACUUAUUAUACAGUAGAUAUGACCUAAUUGUGUUUAGUUGUAUAGUUGUGUUCCGAUGUAUCAUUUGAUGAUAAGCAGUUUAAAAGUUUUAUAUGGAGGUUUAUAUAUGCCUAGUUUGCAUUGUAGCUUGCGGACUCAUAUCAUCCUUGCUCUUUGUUAUACACUCGUUAAACCGGACGAUUUUGUCGCCUAAACAGUCAAAUUACGGUUUGGGGGAAAACAAAACAGAAAUAACUCAUAGACUAGUGGAGUAAGAUUUACAAACAUUCUUGCAGCAUGUUACACGUGGAAAAUGUUUAGCAUGUGUAUAACGUCAUUUAUCCUACCUCUUUGUCAGAAUGAUGUGAUCUGGUUGGUCCACGUGAUCUUGAUCAAAUACUAUGUAUCCCGCCUUGGAGGGAAAUAAAUUUCUCAGCUAGAGAAUAUAUCCCUUAUACCCCGCCACGAGCAAAUCGGUCUUCACGCGGAUUUCUGAACGGCAGAAUAAAUCCUUUAAAUCCCCGCUUCGAAGCAAAAUGCCGCACGCUUUUUCCGAGUCAAUAAAAGUCACGUGAAAUAGCAGCUCAGCUCAAUUGAACAGCUGUUUUCUCUCAAUUUUGAAUUUGUUUUAAUUCUUUUACAAAGUCAAAUUAAAACCAUCUUCCCGAGGCAAGGGAGUUAAUUGACUGUAAAAGUCCAGUUGGACCCUUGCCGAAAUAGGCUGCAAUUUCGAGGUUCGAUCGAAGCGCAACCAGUGGCGAUUACGGAUUAUGUCCUUUCUAUGUCCCUUCGAUGUCCCUCUAAUUGACCAAUCAGAUUCUACCUCCCAUAUCACUUGCAAUUAUUGCAAACAAAAUGGCUGCGCCUAGU